CCGCACCGCCACACAGGAGCCGAUCAGCCGCCUCCAAACAGCUCAUCCUCUACUCUAAAGCACGUUCAUUUUUACGCUUCCUUUAUCUAUACUGACAUUUCCAGAUUUUCUACACACUGUUGCGCGUUAUCUGACAGAACCGUCCUCAUCCUCCCUGAUUAUCCGCCAGCAGUUUAUCGGAAAUUACCAAGGAGUUGUGACUCCCGAGCGCAAGGCGGCAUCGUGGCUCUGUCAGAAGUGGCAUGUUCGAGGGAUACUGCGGACACAAAUGAACUCCUGCUUUCACCCAAAGAGGAUUCAAUGAAAAUGUCUGUGUGUGUCCAUGAGAACCGGAAAUCCCGAGCCAGCACCGGCUCGAUGAACAUCUACCUGUUCCACAAGUCCUCCUAUGCGGACAGUGUGCUGAUGCACCUCAACUCUCUGCGGCAGCAGCGGCUCUUCACAGACGUCCUGCUUCAUGCGGGGAGCCGCUCUUUCCCAUGCCACCGCGCCGUGCUGGCCGCCUGCAGCCGCUACUUUGAGGCCAUGUUCAGCGGCGGGCUGAGGGAGAGUCAGGCCAGCGAGGUCGACUUCCGUGACUCCCUUCACCCGGAGGUGUUAGAGCUUCUGCUGGAUUACGCCUACUCAUCACGUGUGGUCAUCAAUGAGGAAAACGCAGAGUCUCUACUGGAGGCUGGGGACAUGCUGGAGUUUCAGGACAUCCGGGAUGCCUGCGCUGAAUUCCUGGAGAGAAACCUGCACCCGUCUAACUGCCUUGGCAUGCUGUUGCUGUCUGACGCCCACCAGUGCAUCAAGCUGUCAGAGCUCUCCUGGGGAAUGUGCCUCAGCAACUUCCCCACUAUUUGCAAGACAGAGGACUUCCUCCAACUGCCCAAAGAUAUGGUGGUGCAGCUUUUGUCCCAUGAGGAGCUAGAGACAGAAGAUGAGAGACUGGUCUAUGAGGCGGCCCUUAACUGGAUCAACUACGACCUGGAAAAGAGGCACUGCCACCUUCCAGAGCUCCUGAGAACGGUCCGCCUGGCCCUGCUGCCCGCCAUCUUUCUCAUGGAGAACGUUUCUACAGAAGAGCUGAUCAACGCCCAGCCUAAGAGCAAGGAGCUGGUGGAUGAAGCUAUCCGCUGUAAGCUGAAGAUCCUGCAGAACGAUGGCGUGGUUAACAGCCCUUGUGCCCGACCAAGGAAGACCAGCCAUGCCCUCUUUCUUCUGGGAGGGCAGACUUUCAUGUGUGACAAGUUGUACCUGGUGGACCAGAAAGCCAAAGAGAUCAUCCCCAAGUCUGACAUCCCCAGCCCCAGGAAGGAGUUCAGCGCCUGCGCCAUUGGCUGUAAUGUGUACAUCAGCGGUGGCAGAGGUUCAGAGAAUGGUGUAUCCAAAGAUGUGUGGGUCUAUGACACCGUCCAAGAGGAAUGGUCGAAGGCGGCACCCAUGCUCAUUGCCAGGUUUGGCCAUGGCUCUGCGGAGCUGAAACACUGCCUCUACGUGGUGGGAGGCCACACAGCUGCCACCGGCUGCCUUCCAGCCUCUCCAUCGGUAUCUCUCAAACAGGUGGAGCAGUUCGACCCAGUGGCGAACAAGUGGACAAUGGUGGCUCCUUUGAGAGAGGGUGUGAGCAAUGCAGCGGUGGUCAGCGUCAAGCUCAAGCUCUUUGCCUUCGGGGGAACCAGCGUCACCCACGACAAGCUGCCCAAGGUGCAGUGCUACGAUCCGCAGGAGAACCGAUGGUCUGUACCCGCGUCCUGCCCGCAGCCCUGGCGCUACACAGCCGCUGCCGUGCUGGGAAACCAGAUCUUCGUCAUGGGCGGGGACACAGAGUUCUCUGCAUGCUCGGCUUAUAAGUUCAGCAGUGACAGCUACCAGUGGACUAAAGUUGGCGACGUGACGGCCAAGCGCAUGAGCUGCCAGGCUGUGGCGUCGGGAAAUAAACUGUACGUUGUGGGUGGGUACUUUGGCACACAGCGGUGUAAAACUCUGGACUGCUAUGACCCCACGCUGGAUGCUUGGAACAGCAUCACUACUGUGCCAUACUCACUCAUUCCCACUGCUUUCGUCAGCACCUGGAAGCAUCUGCCCGCUUGAGCCCCAAAACCCUCUUCCUACACCCUCUCAAUGAGAUUUCCCUGUUUUGCAUCAUUUACUGGACUCCAACUGUGAAGAAGCACACAUCCUCUUCCUCUAGAAGAGAAACUAAGCAGUGAUGUACAGACACCCGCAUUCAUCUUGUUGUCGCAGAAGAGGCAGAAACUGGACAAUAGCUGGACACUUUCACUGGAAUGAUGUCGUCCUUCAUUUCCGAGAAAGAAGCUGAGGCAUACAGUAGCUCGCGUAAACAAAAUUCUGCUUGCUACAUGAGGCACAAACUACCACCUUGUGUACAUAUGGCAUAUCAGACUCCUGCUUCCAUGCUGCCAUAGAGGACUGCAAACAUAACACAGCCUGCAUUUCUCCCAUUUAGUCAUGACAGGCUUGUGCGGAUCUGUAUUGAUGUUUUUCUCCAUGAUAAAAAAAGAAGAAAAAGAAUACUCUAUUCAUCGAGGCUGCAAUGUAUAGCAUGAUGGAUGUUCUACUUAGAUUGAGGGAUGGAGAAUGCAAUGUUGGUGUGCUGAGGAACUGACUGAAUAUAGCUGAUUUAAAAAA
Molecule: messenger RNA, 2634 nt
Organism: Notothenia coriiceps (black rockcod)
Lineage: Eukaryota; Metazoa; Chordata; Actinopteri; Perciformes; Nototheniidae
Gene: enc1
Product: ectodermal-neural cortex 1
Exons: 3
Coding region: 301-2076 (591 amino acids)
Biological process (GO): ubiquitin-dependent protein catabolic process
Cellular component (GO): cytoplasm; Cul3-RING ubiquitin ligase complex
Molecular function (GO): protein binding
Source: RefSeq, a predicted model, not a curated record